AUGAAACAAGGAUGUACAUUUCGUGCACAAACAGAUGAAAACGACAAUUAUUUAUGUGGCCAUAAAGGAGAUCAUGAUCACGAAUCAAGCUUGGAUUUAAUUGAAACUAAAAAUCUUCGUGAAAAAAUGAAAAAUCGGGUAAUCAAUGAAUUAACACCUAUUAAUUUGAUAUAUGAGGAAGAACUUGCAAAAGCAUCACUUAGCACAUCUGCUUUGGCGAAUUUUCCCACAAAUCAUGAAAUUUAUAAGUAUCAAACUGUUGCUAAAAUUCGUCAAAAAAUUGUGCCUCAAUUACCUUCAUCGUGUCUAUUUACAAUUCCUGCUUCUGACAAACUAACAUUGGACGGACAACGUUUUCUGUUACUUGAUGAAUCACGCGUUCGACGUGAACGACUUCUUGUUUACGCCAGUGAUCUUCAACUUGAUAUUUUGUUUAAUUCUCCAACUAUCUACAUGGAUGGGACGUUUUCAAAAACUCCCCCUCAUUUUACUCAACUUUACAUCAUCCAUGCAGUACAUUUUGAUAUAUGUGUUCCAUGCGUGUAUGCACUAACGGUAAACAAAAAAAGCAGUACAUAUCGACAAUUAUUUUCUGAACUGCGACAAAUAGUUUUCGAAGUUCAAAAAUCAUUUUCACCUAGUUUAAUUAUUACGGAUUUUGAAUCUGGAAUUUUACCAAUUCUUAAAACCGAAUUUCCAGCUGCAAAACAUUAUGGCUGCAGUUUUCACUUCAAUCAAGCAAUUUUCAAACACAUACAACAAUUAGGAUUACAACGAGAAUAUUCGAACAACGAACUGAUUCGUAGUAUCUGUAGGAAGAUAAUGGCUUUGGCAUUAAUGCCGUCCGAAACAGUUUCAUUUGGGUAUGAUGAAAUUCGAAAUGAUAUUCAACAAUUAUCAAAUCCACAAAUGGAACAAUUAUUACUUUAUUUUGAUAAACAAUGGUUAGGUGAUAUUGACAUAUGGAAUGUUUCCACAACGUACACAAA
Messenger RNA from Rotaria sp. Silwood2, 989 nucleotides. The record is from the annotation of a GenBank genome assembly. NCBI's taxonomy places the organism in Eukaryota, Metazoa, Rotifera, Eurotatoria, Philodinida, Philodinidae.